UUCCGCUGCCAUUACACAGUCCUGCGAGCAUGUCGCCGUCGAAUACGAGAUACGGAGUUACGCCGAACAGAGUCGGGUAGCGCUGUCUGGGUGCUGGGCAGGGGUGUUGCGGUUACCAGCGGCGCGCUCCGACUCCUUCCCCGCGACCCCGCUGAUCUCAUUCCAACACACCCCGCCACCAUUGGAAGGGCACUUAUAAAGAGAAGACCUCACCGGCGGACAUUCACAACGACCCUCGCCAUACUCUGCCUUUCUACCCCCCCAAAAAUCCAGCUACACACACCCAAGCACCAAAAAAACUAUCCCGACAAUGACCACCGCCCCCCCACCAAUCCUCUCCAGCACCUCCCCCUCAGACGUCAGCACCACCUGCGCAGCCCACAACCUCACCCCGGCCGAGUUCCACGCGCUGCGCGAGCAGGCGACGGCCGCCAAGGCGCGCGCCUACUGUCCGUACAGCAACUUCCGGGUGGGCGCGGCGCUGCUGCCGGCCGUCGGCAAAGACGGCAAAGGCGGCGGCGGUGGCAUCGACGCGAUCGUGUGCGGCGCCAACGUCGAGAACGCGAGCUACCCGGUGACGACGUGCGCGGAGCGGGUGGCGGUCGGGCGCGCGGUCGUCGACGGGCUGCACGCCGGCGGCGGGUUCCGGGCUGUGGCGGUCGCGACGGACACGGAUGCGCCGGACAGUCCGUGCGGGAUGUGUCGGCAGUGCCUCCGCGAGUUUUGCGACGUCAAGAUCCCCAUCAUCAUGUUCGACAAGAACGGCAACUUCUCGGUGCUGCGGCUGGGUGAGCUUCUACCCCUGUCCUUCGGGCCCCAGGCGCUGGGCGUCCCUGAGCCGUCAAAGUCGCUAGCAGCGCAACCGUGAGUUUUAAAUCGAUCCACCACAGGUUAUCAUGUAUGGGUUUGGGAGUUUGGCGUUAUCUCGGGAGUGUGAGAUCCAUUCAGCAUCUUGGGGGGUUGUGCCUGCAUUGUAGAACCAAGGAGCAAUUCCGUCUGCACAGAUGGGCAUUAGUUACCAUGGGGAGUACCUAGGUAGUCUGGUCAUAGCGAACACGCAGAAUACGAUAUUUUUGUUCAAUUACCAAUCAUGUCGCACCCGAGCAC
Thermothielavioides terrestris NRRL 8126 is the source of this 1107-nucleotide messenger RNA. RefSeq lists its product as uncharacterized. Gene Ontology annotation, cellular component: cytosol. Gene Ontology annotation, molecular function: cytidine deaminase activity; zinc ion binding. The coding region runs from base 311 to 868 and encodes 185 amino acids. The record is from RefSeq and is a predicted model, not a curated record. The transcript has 3 exons. Lineage: Eukaryota; Fungi; Ascomycota; Sordariomycetes; Sordariales; Chaetomiaceae.